AAGAGCUCAAAACAUUUCUACUUCAGCAUGGGUUUGUGAACUCACGGUCUGAUUUUUCCCUGUUUAUUUUUCAUUAUCAGUCAGAAUGGGUUUAUUUCUUAAUUUAUGUUGAUGAUAUUAUUGUUACGGGCAAUACCGAGAAGCUAGUUGAAUCAAUUAUCUCCUUAAUGGGUGCCACCUUCUCUAUCAAAGAUUUAGGUUGCCUCAACUAUUUUCUUGGUGUGAAUGCUAUCUUUACCACUGCUGGUCUCUUUCUGUCACAAGCUCAAUACAUCCGUGAGCUAUUGGCCAAGUUUGACAUGAGUGAUGCUAAGCCUGUGCAGUCCCCAUUGUCCACUGUCCCAUUACAAUUACAUCAAGGAAAUCAACUCUUUGAUGCUCAACCGUAUCAUCAACUUGUUGGUUCUUUGCAAUACCUUGCUCUUACUCGGCCGGAUAUCUCUUUUGCUAUCAACAAAUUAUCUCAGUUUCUUCAUGCUCCAUCUGAUGUUCAUUGGCAAGCUGCGAAGCGGAUUUUGCGGUAUCUUAAAGGUUCUUUAUUUCAUGGUCUUCUUCUUCGUCAGCAGCCGAUCUCUCCUUUGCAUGCCUUUUCCGAUUCAGAUUGGGCUGGGGACAAGGACACUUAUCAUUCUACAACUAGCUAUGUGGUGUUUCUCGGCAGCAAUCCCAUUUCUUGGCGAGCCUGCAAGCAGAAAACUAUUGCUCACAGUUCCACCGAGGCAGAGUACCGUGCACUCGCUGCUGCUUCUUCUGAAUUGGUUUGGAUUAAGCAUCUACUUCAUGAACUUGGCCAUCUUGUAUCUGAAUGUCCUGCCAUUUACUGUGACAAUGUUGGAGCUACCCAUCUGAGUAGCAAUCUAGUAAUGCAUACCAGGAUGAAGCAUAUAGUAAUUGAUCUCCAUUUUGUUCGGGAACUCGUUGAUCACAAGGUCCUUCAAGUGAGCCAUAUCUCCUCUGUUGAUCAAUUAGCCGAUGGCCUCACCAAACCACUUUCAUCGCGUCGUUUUGCUCAACUCUGAACCAAGAUUGGAGUCACCGAUGGGAGCUCCAUCUUGAGGGGGCGUAUCAAGGAAAUCAAUGCUGAUUGAGCGAGAUUGUUGCCAUUGAGCGAGAUCUGCUGAUUGAGCGAGAUUGUUGCUAUUCAAUAUCCCUUAUUUGAUUUGUAUAUAUUGUAAUAAUGACUAGGAUAUUUA
This is a messenger RNA of Rubroshorea leprosula, 1193 nucleotides long. The record is from the annotation of a GenBank genome assembly. Lineage: Eukaryota; Viridiplantae; Streptophyta; Magnoliopsida; Malvales; Dipterocarpaceae.